Messenger RNA from Lampris incognitus (smalleye Pacific opah), 2586 nucleotides. It is a transcript of the gene garem1, whose product is annotated as GRB2 associated, regulator of MAPK1. Gene Ontology annotation, molecular function: proline-rich region binding. Bases 1 to 2586 code for a protein of 861 amino acids. Lineage: Eukaryota; Metazoa; Chordata; Actinopteri; Lampriformes; Lampridae. The record is from RefSeq and is a predicted model, not a curated record. The transcript is spliced from 6 exons. Gene Ontology annotation, biological process: cellular response to epidermal growth factor stimulus; epidermal growth factor receptor signaling pathway.
AUGGACCUUGGAACAAUGUUGUACAACAAUCUGAAAGAUGUCACAUGGAGCACAACGGCUCUGCCGCUGGAUCAGCUCGUCAGUAUUUACAGGUUGCCCCAAAUCGUGAAGCUGGACAACGGGGAGUUGGUUGAUGGGCUUAGAGACAACGACUACCUCCUACUUCAUUCCUGCCGCCAGUGGACGACCAUUACCGCUCACAGUCUGGAGGAGGGACACUAUGUCAUUGGGCCCAAAAUAGAAAUUCCAGUGCACUAUGAAGGUCAGUUUAAGUUACUGGAACAGGACCGAGAUGUGAAGGAGCCUGUGCAGUACUUCAACAGCGUGGAGGAAGUGGCCAAAGCAUUUCCUGAGAGGGUGUAUGUCAUGGAGGACAUAAGUUUCAAUGUAAAGAUGGCUUCAGGGGAAUGUAAUGAAGACACGGAGGUUUACAGUAUCACACUAAGCACCGGAGAUGAGCUAACCCUGAUGGGCCAGGCUGAGAUCCUCUAUGCCAAGACCUCCAAAGAGAAGUCCCGGUUCAACACCAUCUUCAAGAAGAUCGGAAAACUCAACUCCAUCGGCAAAAUCGGCCGCAGCAAGAUGCCUUGUCUGAUCUGCAUGAACCACCGCACCAACGAGAGCAUCAGCCUGCCCUUCCAGUGCAAAGGACGUUUCAGCACCUGCAGCCCGCUGGAGCUGCAGAUGCAAGAGGGCGAGCACACCAUCCGCAACAUCGUGGAGAAGACGCGGCUGCCAGUCAACGUCACCGUCCCUAACAGCCCGCCGCGCAAUCAGCACGACCUGCACCUCAUCCGUGAGGGCCACCGCUACAAAUUUGUCAACAUUCAGACCAAGACGGUGGUGGUAUGCUGUGUCCUGCGCAGCAACAAAAUCAUCCCCAUCCAUUUUACCUUCCACUCAGCCAUGCCCCAGUUCAUCAUCCCCGAAGGCCUCCUGCAGGGUGAGCUGUGGCUUGACACCAUGGUGCACCGCUGGUUCACCUUCUGCCAGGAGCAGUUUGACAUAGAUGACUAUUCCCGUGCCGUCCGGGACGUGCGGACAGACUGGAACGAGGAUGGUAAGAGCCCCAAAAAAAGCAGCGGGAACGGAAGCUGCGGCGGAGGCACCAACGGCUGCCCGGCUCACAUGCACAUCCCCAGCUCUUUGAGCCAUGCACGGGAGGAACUGACCCAGUCCUUUCACCGGCUGUCAGUCUGCGUGUACGGCAACAACCUGCACGGAAAUAGUGAGGUGAACCUGCAGGGUUGCAUGGCGCUCUGCGGUGACUGGGCUCUCCUGCCCUCGGACAACAUCCCGGCAGACUCGCAUGACACAGAGCACUUUUGCCACGAGCUGCUGGAGAACACAUACCCCCAGCCGCCCCUCUUCAAGUCGGACGUUCCCUAUGAGGAGCUGUGGUUGGAUCACUUGAGAGGCCGCAUCCCGAAACCCUCCGUGGGCGAAGGGACCCGAGGCAUCAACAACGGCAGUGGCAUGACAGCAGUACUGUCCUACACACCCACUUGUCCCAUAGCCCCAGUCACAAGCUGUGAUGUGUCUCUGUCUCCGCCCCCGGUACCGCCCAAGUCCGAAGCUGUGAAGGAAGAAUGCCGCCUUUUGAACGCACCGCCUAUUCCUCCUCGAAGUUCCAAACAGAUGCCUGCAGUGCCAAUCAUUUCCAAACCCCGGCAGCAGGAGACGCGUUCUCCGAGUCCCACGCUUUCUUAUUAUUCCUCAGGUCUUCACAACAUCGGAGGAGGUGAAAGUGAGGCGGUUGAGUCGGAGGAGCAGAGCCAUGUAUGUUACCCCUGUAACUGGACGAAAACCAGCCCGACUGAGGCAAACCCCACUUUGCCCCGGAGGAGCCUGCUGCCGGACCGAAUGUCCACCAGGUUGUCUUGGCCCAACAACUUCAGCGGCGGGGAGGGCCAGGGCUUCGAGGAGUUCUUACCAGCCAGCUGUCGGAGCUACUACAGCUACCCCCGCAAGAGGUCCCCGGGCACCCCGAAGACGUCCAGCUUGUUCGACUUCGAUGGACGGGAACACACCCACACAAGCAAUGACUUCCGGUCCCAGCAAGCCGCUAUGAACCAGUUUUGCACCAAGUCUUCUAGUUACACUUUAGAAAUGUACAGAGACAAGCCAAUGGAGGAGAUUAACACUAAACAGAGCCUCUCCUGUCCCAUUUUACCUCCGAGAACGGCCAAGUUAAAUGUGGUGAAGACGGGAGCAGAUUAUCUGUGCGUGGCGCUCUGUGACAGAGAGGAAGAAGCUGCUAAGUGCCUGCCCAGCCAGCACGAGUCUAACGCAAAAGACAUAUUUACCAUUUCUUAUCCCCCGACCCCUAACUGCCCGUCUCUCCCCGGCGUGGCACCGUGGCAGCCUCCGUCUAGUCUGGCGGGCCUUUCUAUCGAAGAGGUGUCCAAAUCGUUGAAGUUCAUUGGCCUUCCCAAUGACAUUGUCUCUCUUUUCGUGUCAGAGAAGAUUGAUGGGAAUCUACUGCUGCAGCUCACCGAGGAGAUUCUGGCAGACGACUUCAACCUCAGCAAGCUGCAAGUCAAGAAGCUCAUGCAGUUUAUUAAUGGGUGGAGGCCCAAAAUAUAG